UUUUAUCUAAACACGACUUCAACCUUGAAAUCAUGAAGGCUGUGAAAUGUCAAAAGCAAAAAUAAAUAAGAAAUGAUGAUCUUAAACGUACUCUAAUUAAUUCUUUUAUUUAUUUAUCUAUUUUUUAAGACAACCAACUAUAAUUAGUAUGUAUAUUAGAAAAUUAACGUUGUGGUUAGUGUUUAUAUUUUACUGGUGCAAUGGUGAUAGUUUCGACGUUGAAUCUGCUCAAAAAGUUGGAUCUGAUGGGAAUAGUAAUCCAAAUGUGAAAGAAAACUUAAAGAGUACUUAUUCUGUACUUAGCCAAACAAUUUCUAAGGCCGUUUUAAAUGAAAAUUUACCGCAGGAGACCUGCAGUAGCGAUGAUCUUUCGUGUUUCGGCAUGGAUACGCAAGACAAAUUGGGCCUCGAGGCAAUCCAAGCUUUGCAUCACCAAUUAGAUGAUGAUCGCAAUGGAAAUGUAGAUCUCACUGAAACGGAUGACUUCCUACGCGAAGAACUUCAAUAUAAUUCAGGAUAUGAGAGAAGACAGAAAGCAUUUCAUCGAAACGAUGAUAUGCAUAUCUCUGUUAAGGAACUGUGGGAGGCAUGGUUACGAUCUGAGGUCCACAAUUGGACAUCACAGCAGACUUCAGAGUGGCUUGCCAUUAACGUUGAGCUGCCUCAAUAUGUCAAUAACUUUCUUCAAUACAACAUUAAUGGAGCCAUGCUUCCAAGGUUAGCCGUUAAUAACAUGCAGUUAUUGAAUAACCUUGGAAUAAAAGAUCCGAUUCAUAAACAAAAAAUAGCCCUGAAAGCGAUGGAUGUGGUGCUAUUUGGACCACCUAAAGAUCACCAGCCGCAUUGGAAAGAUCUAACACUAAUUGUUUUAAUAAUCGGCGGCAGUAUUGGGAUGUGGUAUGCGGUGCAGCAGAACAAAAAGUUUAAGAGUCACUUGACGCGUAUGAACAAAGAUAUGGAAGGCUUGCAACACGCGGAGAGUGCACUUGAAAAUUUGCAGCGCGAACUCGAACGGGCCGUCGAGGCGCGCGAAAACGUCGUUUCCGAAAAGCAAAAUUUGGAGAAGAAGCUGCAGGAGGCGGGCGCGGACUCUUUAGGAUUACAUAAUUCGUACUCGGACUUGGAAGUUUCUCAACUUAAAGCAGAGAUCGAGAUGUUGAGGCACGAACUUCAAAUUGCCGAAGGAGAGCUGAAGGAUCGGUGCUGGUCACCGCCGGUCGGUUUGCAGCACUGGCUGCAGCUCACACACGAAAUCGAAAAUAAAGCGUAUAUCAAAAAGAAGAUGGUUGCAGAGAAGCAAUUGCAGCAGGCGAGGGAAGCCUGUGAGAAGCUUCGUAAGAAACGCUCUAGUUUGGUAGGUGCUUUUGUGUCCACCCAUGGAAAGUCCAUUGACGAUGUCGAUCGUAGUAUAGUAGAGGCUAGAACGUCACUAAACGAAGUCACGCAGGAAUUGCAGGAACGAGUGUAUCGUUGGAAGCAAGUCGAGUUACUGUGUGGUUUCAAUAUAAUUAGUAAUAGUGGACUACAGCAAUUAGAAAAUAUGUUGUAUAGGAAUACUAAUUUAAAUGGUCGACCGAUGACCGGUCUUAAAGGGCGAAUGAGUAGCAGCCAGGAUGACUUGGAUGAUGAUACUUGUUCGUUGUACACUGUAGCUUCAGCGUUCGUCAAUAAGCUUGAACUGGUGAAAUUUGGAAACGUCCCGCAUUUUAGAGGUCUUGUGUCCUCUAAUCAACUUAAAUUAUUGCGGUAAACUUCAAAGAUUGGGAGGACAAUUAGUGUUUGCAGUUUUUAUCUUAUUUUUUUUACCAUUUUUAUAAAUAAAUCUAGAGUUUCAGUAUUACAAUACAUACAUUUUUGAAUGGUAACUAGAUUACUGAGUACCAUGAUUUUUGAUUGAAAAAUUGAGCCAAUUAUUGAACAAAAUAAAAUAUAGGGAUCUAAAAUUAUUAUAUAGGGCAGCAAUUCAUAGAUUUCUGAAGUUUGUUCAUAAGAGGUACUAAACACACAGUUUCAUCUGUAAUAUUUUGAGUUUUAUGUGCAGCUUCUGAUGAUGCAAAUGUAAUGUAUACAUUGUUUAGAAAUUUUUUACUUAAAUUUUUUGUUUUGAUUUUUUUUUGUGACCAAAUCGAAAAUGCUUGUUCAUUUCCUUUACUAUGACUUUUGUUUGUGUAUUUAAAUCAUAUUAAAUAAAGAAUCUUUAGUUUCGAUUAUUGUCUUACGUUUAUCGUAUACCUAGGUUAUAGAAAAUAGUUUUUUUGACUAUGCCAAUUUGGUUAAUUAGGCUAAAAGUUGAGCGUGUGUAUCCAAUUUAUCUUUCUUCCUUUGACCAUAUAACCCAGAACUGCCAGCGCUUUAUACAGCUCGCUAUACAAAUGUCCAUGCCCAUCAUGUUUUUUUUAACCAACUUUAUCAUUAAGUCUUAUUAUUGCCACAAUUGCUUCCAGCAAGGUGACUUCAUGGUCACACUGUAAUAGUGAACGUUUGUAGCGCCAUCGUGGGGUAUGAGCAAAGUACGAACUAACUAGACGGCGCUAAAUAUAAAAUUUGCAGUGAUAAAUUCUGUGUAAUAGGAAUUCGCGAUUGCGUCAUAUCUAGGUUAUCUCUCUUUAAUACUCGCAAGUUGGAAGUGGCAUGUCGAGUCAUAUGUCACUUAUAAACCUAACCAAAAAUGAAUGAAGUUUGACAGUUCAAUGAUGUAGCUCAUAAUUAAGCGUCAUCUUUGUCUUUGUUAUAACGAUAGAGUCAAAUAACAAAAUUAAAAAAUAUGUGACAUACCUUAAAUCUAACAAAACGUAAAAAGUUGACGUAACAGCCAGUUCCUAUUAUACACUUAUUUUAUGUCCUAUUCUUAUACCUUAUUGUUGCUCAGAUAGUUUCGAAAAUACCAAUUCGUAUGUUAAUAUGCAAUUACAAUUGUAAAAUUAAUUUGCGUACAAAUGACCCUUUAUCUGACUCUCUACAGUCAUGGUAGUAUGUAUUCGAAGUUUUCUUCUUUUUCCCAUGUUUUAUCUUUAUGUAUACUUUAAAAAAAUUUACUCAGAAGUGGGAUAUUGAGGAUAGAUUAUUUUUCGUUUUGGGCAGAGGGAGUACAAAUCGAGCAACACAAAUAUACAUGAACUCUUAAGUUGUUCUCACUAGAAUGUGGCAGCAUGAUUCCAUUUGGCAGCUAGCCAUGUGAGGCUGACCUUUUGUCAUUGUGAUUGGCAGUUAUACCAGUGGCAUAGAAAUUGCAGUACUUAAAUCUACUCUCUCUACUACACAAGAUUGUCCCUAUGUCAGUAGGUUGUUCAUUCUCGAUGUUUGCCGCUAAACUAUCGCAUAGUAAUUUAUAAUUCAGAAGGAAAGAGUUAAUACCUAAUACGGGUUUUUAACAGCAACAAACGAUGAGACUGGCACAAUCUUUUGUACGACAGUAAAGCUAAUAACACUGUAUAUGAUUUUCAGUUUUUUAUCCGUUUGUUGGUCUACUACAUGGUCUAUUCCUUACAGUACAUUACCAGAUGGUCUAAUUGAACAUGAUAUAUUUUUUUAACACUGGGUGGAAUGAAAGCGUGCAUUCUUUAAGAAUUCAGUGUCUCAUGCAAUAGAAUUAGUAACAUUUGUGGUCAAGUUACCCGCUGCCAAGCGAUAACAUAAUAAUAUAGUCAGUGGACACAAAAGUUAAGUUGAUAUUACCUUAUAUUUGUAAGACUGAACACGGAAGAGAAUUUCUUUUCUAGCUACGAAACAAUGCCACCCACCACAAAUAUUCUUACACUUAAUUUUUCUGUUGGCAAAGUACUGCUUAGACUUCCAUUGUUAAAAUGUUGGAUGUAGUUUGAAUAGAAAUUCGAUACCUAUUACUAUUUUUCUUAGGUUUUUUUAAUGUUUUAUUAACUUAAACUGGUGUACUUAACUUGUUCCUCUAAAGGUGAAUUGUGUUAAUAAAAUCCGGAAUCGUAGUGCAAUACGAAAUGUUACAAUUAGUUAAGAAUAUGUUAACGAUGUACAUUUAUUUAUUGAUUGAAUAUAUUUAUUUUGUGCAUGUUUUGUUACCGUAGAUUUUUAUUUUGUAGACACGGUCAGUUGUAAAGUUUUCUUAUGCAAUUAUACAAGUUAAACAUUA
This is a messenger RNA of Photinus pyralis (common eastern firefly), 4105 nucleotides long. RefSeq names its product stromal interaction molecule homolog (gene Stim). Gene Ontology annotation, biological process: store-operated calcium entry; intracellular calcium ion homeostasis; activation of store-operated calcium channel activity. The record is from RefSeq and is a predicted model, not a curated record. Gene Ontology annotation, molecular function: calcium ion binding; calcium channel regulator activity; protein binding. The coding region runs from base 149 to 1750 and encodes 533 amino acids. The transcript is spliced from 9 exons. Gene Ontology annotation, cellular component: plasma membrane; endoplasmic reticulum. Lineage: Eukaryota; Metazoa; Arthropoda; Insecta; Coleoptera; Lampyridae.